AUGCCUCUUGUCGACUCCCAAACCUCGUCUCCCGGCCGCGAUCCCGCCGCGGCCGCUCCGUCCCCCCCGCCCUCCUCCUCGUCCUCCCCGUGGACCCUCUCCUCCCCUGCCCCCUCGGAAUCUGCCAUUGCCACGGGGGCUGAUCUUGUUCUUGAUAGCGGCGGCCUCGCCGUCGUCCAUCUCUUCCAUCUCGUCGUCGUCCUUGGUCCUGCGGUUGGAGAACUUGAGUUUCCCGCCUCGGCCGCGCUUGGCGACGUCCUUGCCCUUGAGGGCGGCGACGUAGGCCCCCACGCCCGAGCUCUCCGGCUGAUCGACGUCCAUGGCGUCGUUCUCGUCGUCGCUGUCCUUGCCGAGGAUGAGCUUGCCGUCGAGGUCGUACUUGGCCUUGGACUUGGUGGGUUUGCGCAUCUUGACGGGCUUGGUCGAGGAGAUGUUGGCGAGGGCCUUCUUGUCGAGAAGGUCGAGGGGCUCGUCGUCGUCCUCGAGGAUAUACGUCUUGCCGCCCUUUUGGCUCUUCUUUGCCUGUCGGGUGGGUGCCUCGCCUUCCGAGUCGUCCUCCUCUUCCGAAUCGCUGCUGUACAGGGCCUGGUCGAAUUCGUUCUCGAAUUGCCGCUUGGGUUGGUCCUCAUCAUCGUCGCCGCUGUCGUCCUCAUCGUUGGCAGUUUUGGCGGCGUCCUUCUUCCUCUUUGUCCGCUCCUUGGUCUUGCGGAUGUUGACAAUCAGCUUCUUGUCCGCCUCGGGGCAGUUCUUGUGGAUGUUGUCGUAGCCGAAGCGGCGCACCAUCCUCUCGAGGAUGUGCUUGACCUUGGCCUUGAAGUGCCCCUUGUGCUCGUGGCUCCAGACAAUCAGAUUGGGGACGAGCGUGGAGAGGCGGGGCAGCAUGAGCUCGACGGGGAGACCGAUGACGCACACCUUGACGAAACCGAGGCAGCUCUUCACGAUCUCGCGGUUGUUGGACGUCAGGAAGAGAGUUUGCUCACUGAGCUGCGACCCGAACUCGAAGAGGAGACGGCUGAUGGCUGUGAUGGAGGCGGAGAUCAUGUGAGGGGUGCUCCCUGCCAGACCGGCGCUGACCAUGGUGAAGUACUCCUCGAUGUUGGCCGUUCCUGCGGGGGCUCCCUCAGGCAUGUGUGGGACCUUGCUGUUGUCGAUCUGGGCACCGUUUGCGGAGAUCAUGCGGUGUCCCAUCUGGACCAGCAGCUCGUAAGCUGUUUCUCUGGCCCUCUCAUUGUUCUCCUUGCAGCAGAUAACGACCUCGCUCAGGAUGGCUGGGAUGAAAUGCAGGGAGUCGUCGUUGACAUAUGGAAGGAGGGUGAUGAUGGCUGCGAGACGUUCACGCCUGGCGGGGGCGGAAACCUUCUCAGUACUGGAGAUGAAGAGGUUCUGGAGCUCCAGGCCCCUUUCCCGGAGUGCUGCCUGGCCGAUCUCAGAGCUGGCCAAGCGAGGAAUGAGUUUCAUCUGGCUGACUCGGUUGAAAGUCUCCAUGACCUCGGCCUCGGGCGCUAUGCUCAGGAAUGCAUUGACGGUCUGAAGGAUAGGGCCUCGGCUCUGUGGCAGUGUUUGUGUGUAGACAUUGAAAAGGACAGCAAGCAUGUUGCCGGCGAAUCCGCCCAGAUGCUUGAGGUUUUCUUGGGCGGUGGCGCGGGUGAUUCUGCUUUGGAGGAGAAGGUCUUCUUCCUCCUUAUCAUCGAUGUCGGCGAUGGCCUGAUUCGACUCCACGAUGGUUCUGAGAGCGCGGCAGAUGUCCAGUCGCAGAUCGACCUGCUUGUAGAACUGGUCAAAGGCCUGGGCCAGGUCCAGAGGCAGAUCGCAAUAGCCGGGGAGGAUGGACCAAAUCUGCUGCACAACUGUCUCGUAAAUCUUUACCUCCAUGGUCUUGGCCGCCUCGCCGUGGUCGAGAACCUUCUGGAACAUGAAUUCACUGAGAGGGACCAUCUCGCUCUUGAAAUGGUUGAGGUUGGUGUUGCUGGUGUAAUCUCUGAGGAUGGGGAACAUCCAAGCUCUGCCGUUCUGGCCCUUGACGGGCUUGAUGAGGUUCAGGGGCAAUACCGACAAAACAGCUUCGGGUCCCAUGGCACGGGUGGCCUUGCCGAUGAGUUCGUCUGCCUCCUUCUUGUUGCGGAAAGAAGAGCUCUCGCGGAUCUCACCUACAGUCUUAGCAACUCCCAACAAGAUGGGGUGGGCUCUCCAGCGCAGAACAUCGAACAUGGCACCAAGAACGGCGAAGGUCUGAAGCCAAGCCGCCUGGUACUGAACAGUGAGCAGGGAUUCGGCUGUCUUGGCAAUCUUCUCAAGGAUCUUUUCGUCGUAUACAGAUGGCUCGGUAAUCACCUGAGAGGGCACACAGUUUGCCAUGAAGGAAACCAAGCACUCUGA
Clonostachys solani is the source of this 2376-nucleotide messenger RNA. Lineage: Eukaryota; Fungi; Ascomycota; Sordariomycetes; Hypocreales; Bionectriaceae. The record is from the annotation of a GenBank genome assembly.